GAAAUGUUAACACUGAUAACCUAAAAUGAAUAAAAUCAAGAACUGCAACAAUUAUGAUUCUUACACUCCACUCUUAAGAAUUUUCAGCACUUGUGAAAUGUUUUAUAUUGGCAAAGUGUUUUAUGUACACUGAUCAACAAUACCUGAUUAUACCUUCCAUGAUGAAGCCUCACAUGAUUCUCAAGACAUUUACAGGCUUGUAACUAGUGUGAACAGAGUCAUUGUAGAGACCAUGUAGAAGUUAUAAGCACUGCCUGCAUAUUUUGUGGAGCUUAUGAUGACCAUGAGCACCAUGUUUCAAAUUUCUCAAAAUGAAGUGCCUGAUAUUUGUCGGAAGUAGUUCUUCUAUUAAGAAAGUAUUUGUGACCAAGAACAAUGACAGCCGCAGAGAAUGUAUGUUAUACGUUGAUUAAUGUUCCAAUGGAUUCAGAACCACCAUCUGAAAUCAGCUUAAAAAAUGACCUAGAAAAAGGAGAUGUAAAGUCUAAGACAGAGGCCUUGAAGAAAGUAAUUAUCAUGAUCCUGAACGGUGAAAAACUACCUGGACUUCUGAUGACUAUUAUUCGUUUUGUACUGCCUCUUCAAGAUCAUACCAUCAAAAAACUGCUGUUAGUCUUUUGGGAGAUAGUUCCGAAGACCACUCCGGAUGGCAAACUGUUGCAAGAAAUGAUCCUUGUAUGUGAUGCCUAUAGAAAGGAUCUUCAGCACCCCAAUGAAUUUAUCCGGGGUUCUACUCUUCGUUUUCUUUGCAAGCUGAAAGAAGCAGAAUUACUGGAACCUUUGAUGCCAGCUAUUCGUGCAUGUUUAGAACAUCGUCACAGCUAUGUGCGCAGAAAUGCAGUCCUGGCAAUCUACACAAUUUACAGAAACUUUGAACAUCUUAUACCUGAUGCUCCUGAAUUGAUCCAUGAUUUCCUGGUGAAUGAGAAAGAUGCAAGCUGCAAAAGAAAUGCAUUUAUGAUGCUAAUUCAUGCAGAUCAGGAUCGAGCUUUGGAUUAUUUGAGUACCUGCAUUGACCAAGUCCAGACAUUUGGUGACAUUCUUCAGCUGGUUAUUGUUGAACUAAUUUACAAGGUCUGCCACGCUAAUCCAUCAGAAAGAGCUCGAUUUAUACGCUGUAUUUACAACUUAUUGCAAUCAUCUAGUCCUGCAGUAAAAUAUGAAGCAGCAGGAACACUAGUUACACUCUCCAGUGCACCAACAGCAAUCAAGGCAGCAGCUCAGUGUUACAUUGACUUGAUUAUUAAAGAGAGUGAUAACAAUGUGAAACUGAUUGUACUGGAUCGCUUGAUUGAGCUGAAAGAGCAUCCUGCUCAUGAACGAGUGUUACAAGAUCUGGUUAUGGACAUACUGAGAGUGCUGAGUACUCCAGAUUUAGAAGUGCGCAAGAAAACCCUUCAGUUAGCUCUGGAUCUUGUAUCUUCUAGAAAUGUGGAAGAGCUGGUGAUUGUUUUGAAGAAAGAAGUGAUUAAAACAAACAAUGUGACAGAGCAUGAAGAUACUGACAAAUACAGGCAGUUGCUUGUUCGGACACUGCAUUCCUGUAGCGUUCGGUUUCCAGAUAUGGCUGCAAAUGUUAUUCCUGUGUUGAUGGAGUUCCUAAGUGAUAAUAAUGAAGCUGCAGCUGCUGAUGUCUUGGAAUUUGUGCGUGAAGCAAUUCAGCGGUUUGAUAAUCUCAGACUACUUAUUGUUGAGAAGAUGCUGGAAGUCUUUCAUGCCAUUAAAACUGUCAAGAUUUACAGGGGAGCUUUGUGGAUCCUUGGAGAAUAUUGCAGCACAAAGGAAGAUAUACAAAGUGUAAUGACAGAAGUCCGCAGGUCGCUGGGAGAGAUCCCAAUAGUGGAAUCUGAAAUAAAGAAAGAAGCUGGUGAUCUGAAACCAGAAGAGGAGGUGACUGUGGGUCCAACCCAAAAAUUGGUGACGGAGAUGGGCACCUAUGCUACACAGAGUGCCCUCAGUAGUUCCCGACCUGCCAAAAAGGAAGAGGAUAGACCUCCAUUACGAGGAUUUUUGCUGGAUGGGGAUUUCUUUGUUGCUGCUUCCCUUGCCACAACUUUGACUAAGAUUGCUCUACGCUAUAUGGCUCUUGUUCAGGAAAAGAAGAAACAAAAUUCUUUUAUUGCUGAGGCUAUGUUGCUAAUGGCCACUAUUCUCCAUUUGGGUAAGUCCUCUCUUCCCAAGAAGCCAAUUACGGAUGAUGAUGUGGAUCGUAUCUCCCUAUGUCUGAAGGUUUUGUCAGAGUGUUCUCCUCUAAUGAAUGAUAUUUUCAACAAGGAGUGCAGACAGUCCCUUUCUCAUAUGCUGUCAGCUAAACUAGAAGAGGAGAAACUUUCUCAGAAGAAAGAGUCAGAGAAGAGGAAUGUGACAGUUCAGCCAGAUGACCCCAUUUCCUUCAUGCAGCUUACUGCUAAAAAUGAAAUGAACUCAAAGGAAGACCAAUUUCAGCUGAGCCUUCUGGCAGCAAUGGGGACCACGCAAAGAAAAGAAGCUGCUGAUCCCUUGGCAUCCAAACUCAACAAGGUUACUCAGUUGACAGGUUUCUCAGAUCCUGUCUAUGCAGAAGCAUAUGUUCAUGUCAACCAGUAUGAUAUUGUAUUGGAUGUGCUUGUAGUAAACCAGACCAGUGAUACUUUGCAGAACUGCACAUUAGAACUAGCCACACUAGGUGACUUGAAAUUAGUGGAGAAACCAUCUCCUUUGACGCUUGCUCCUCAUGAUUUUGCAAACAUUAAGGCUAAUGUCAAAGUAGCCUCAACAGAAAAUGGUAUCAUUUUUGGUAAUAUUGUGUAUGAUGUAUCUGGAGCAGCCAGUGACAGAAACUGUGUUGUCCUCAGUGAUAUUCAUAUUGACAUCAUGGAUUACAUUCAGCCUGCUUCUUGUACUGAUGCAGAGUUCCGCCAGAUGUGGGCAGAAUUUGAAUGGGAAAACAAAGUUACAGUUAAUACAAACAUCAUUGAUCUAAAUGAAUACUUACAGCACAUACUAAAAUCAACCAACAUGAAAUGCCUUACCCCAGAGAAGGCACUUUCUGGUUACUGUGGCUUUAUGGCUGCCAAUCUGUAUGCACGUUCCAUAUUUGGAGAAGAUGCACUUGCAAAUGUCAGCAUUGAAAAGCCAAUUCAUCUUGGACCAGAUGCUCCCGUCACUGGCCACAUACGAAUUCGUGCAAAGAGUCAGGUGUUUAGUCUGGUGCAACAAGGCAGAACUGGAGAUCCAAUCAGACACCAAGGGGCUGUCUCUAGUUAUACUGACACUCAGGAGAUGAAGGGAUGUUGUCCUGAGGUUGCUCCUGCGGCUGUAAUACAAACACUGCAAUGUUGCUGUCCGUCUUCUAUUUCAGGUAUUUCUAUAACACCUGUCACUAUAGUAUAUAAGAAUGGAGAUCAAAUAAGCUGAAGACCUUUUCAAAUUACUUCCCCACCACCACCCAAACACGCUUUCUACGUAAAGUCUGCAUGUUAUAUAUUCGCUAUCGUUUGCAAACUGUCUUUAUUACUGACCACACUGCUGCAAAGUACACACAGACAUCCUCAGAACCCCACCUUACUUACCACCGUAUGCAGGAGACUCACUAAGGAAGAAAAUAACAUGGUUUGAGUUUUGAAUAUAGUUAGUGUUGAGUUUGUUUUGGGGAUGGGUGUGUGUGUGUGUGGUGAUAGAAGGUGUUGUUCAGUUCUGGAAAGCCCAUUUCUAGAGGUGAAUAGCACAGCCCUCAAGACAAUUUGGUUUUGGGAUCUCUGCUGGAAGCAGUGAAGUUGAAGAAUAUUGGAUUUAUGAAUCUGACUUUCUCUCUUAUAAUAAUAACUGUACAUACCAGGUGUGACACUCUCCAUACAGCCCAGAACAGUAAGCCACGGUGUUACCCCACUGGCUCAGUAGUGCAAGCUCAUAGAAAGUCCGUCAUUUCAUUAAUAGAAAAUGAUAUGCACAAAUCUUGUUAUCCCAAAUAGAGAUUCCCAGACACUUCAAUCAAACAUACAUGCUGGUUCAGAUAAAACAAUAAAACAAGUUUAUUAACUACAGAAAGAAAGAUUUUUAGUGAUUACAAGUAACAAGACACAAUGGGCAGAAUUGGUUACAAAGAAAACAAAAGAUAAAACGCAAACUAAUAUCUACCUUAGCAAACUAAAUUAAUUAAAAGCAAAAUAUUUUCUCACCACAUGCUUUUUGCAGUAUUUACUGGCUGAAAGCCUGUCAGCCAUGACCCCUCCCCAGUUCAGUGUUUCUUCAGGCAUUGUUGCUGUCAUGAGCAGAGAGGAAUGGAAGAGAGAGAGUGUUUGUGUUGAGUAUCCUCUAUUCUUACACCUUUCUCUCCUCUUUGAGGAUUAUCUCCAGUGUGGAUACAGAUGACAGCCAGUCUGUCACACGGGAACCCCCAACUGUUCCAUUGCCAAAAUGUAAAUUUCUCCCUCACAUCCUUCUUCCUGUCAAAGAAUGACCAUUUACCCAGGUGAUAGUCUACUUGAUUAUGCUGACAUAUGGCUAGGGUGCUAACUAGCCUUUUGUCGCCAAGGAACUGGUUUGGGCUUCUUUUCUAACCUUGAAAUGUGUCACAGCAAUGUAAUACAGUAAAAUCUUAUACCUUUUCAUACAGUGUUGCGGACACACAUUUUACCAGGACAGUAAUGUUCAGUAGAUUAUCAGUUUUCAAAUUAUAUCUCACAAAGCAUACUUUGUACAAAAUGUAUCAUAGUCUUGUCAAAGUGGUGAUUAUAAGGGUACAGUCUGUCACACCUUUGUUUAAGGCAGGCUUGUUUGUCAACUCUCUCCACAACUUAUUUGAGGUGCCUAUUUCUCGCACACUUACAUAACUCUUUAUACACCACCCAUGCAUACAUCACACAAUGAUAUUCAUGACCAGCAUGUCACCAGUUUUCAUAAAAGACCUUACUCCAUACAUUUUUAUAGUACAAUAAUACUGUAUACAAUCAGUUGCUUAUUCUUGGGGUUCAGACCCACUAUUCCUCUUUUGGAGUGUCUGGACCCUGAUUGUCACACCAUGCAUAUAGCUUUAUUUGAAUGGGGAGAGACCUGAAUUAAUCAAGUAGCAUCAUCCAUUAAAGGAGGUGGUGCUUGGUUCUCCUGCCCCGAUCAGACCCUUAUAUCUAUAUAUACACACACACACACCCCCAAUCCUGUGUGGUGUCUGAAAGCAGUUUAAAGGAGCCCAUUUCUCCAGAUCCUUUGAAAACUUGUGAACAUUGAAAAACACUCUGCUCUCUCAGUCUCAAUCAAGCUAAUAACUUAAUGGAAGCAAUUUAUGUGCUCGAAGUGGAGGAUUCUGACAGAAGACAAAUGUUGUAAUUUACACUGCCAGACUCAUUCCAUGCCUGACCUCACACCAAUGGCAUUUUAAAAAUGCAGGUUCAUUAUUUUGUUCAGGUGGAUCAUUUGAAAUUACCAUUCUUCUCAAAGAGUUUAUCAAAUACUAACGGUGUUUUGCAAAAUAAAUGGCUUUGCCAUUUGCCAUCUAGCCCUUUGCUGAGAGAGGAGAUGAGUGACUGAGCUAUUCAUUAACUUCUGCCACUAGCAUUAGCUGUCGGACAAAAGUGCGUUUUCAAAAUCAUCUAAAGGAUCCAUGCUCCUUAUACCCCUUUGACUAUCAAAGCAAUCCUGAGCACUAUACAAAUCAAAGUCUUCUGUCUGUGAUAACCGCCAAAAUCCUUAUCUGUAAUAAGAAUUCAGUUUUUCUUUCAAAUAUAGGGAGUCCCCCUUUUCUUCCCCCCCACCCCCACCCCAGGGAAAUUGGAUGUUUCUGAUAGCGAAGAACCACAGUAGACAGCCAAGCACUCUGGAUAAUGUGAAUUUUUCCAUGUUUCUCAUGUACUAGCUAUGUUUAUUACAUGUCAUAUAUUUGAAUGUUUAUAUGAAUUAUCUUUUAACUUCCAGUGAUCACUCAUUCCCCCCCCCCCCCCCCACCCGCCACCAACAGUUUGCUCUCCAACGUGCUUUACAGGCAUUGAGCAAUACAGUUUCACAAUGGAAGCUCGGGUAUUGUACAUAUCCAUUUUUCAGAUGAGAAAACUGAGCAGGAGAGAGCAAUGGCUUGACUGUGCACAGUCUUGCAGCUUCACAAAAGAGUGAGGUGGAAAAGGACCUGCUCCUAGUCCUUAUGCCCCUGCAUAGGUGUGUUGUGUUGAAACCUACCCUUGGAUAGAUUUUCAGAUUGCCGCAAAUGGGUGAAAGCUGGCAGGUCAUGUUAACUUAAAAACAUUCUGUAAAACUGUUGGGAAGUUAGAUGGAGACUUCAGUGGUGCCUAGGCCUCGUGUUUCUCCUUUGCACAUGGUGAAUUUCAUGGAGAACUGGGGCUGAGUUUGACAGCAAUGGAAAUGGAGGCAUAAUUAAAUGUCUAGAUUAAAAUAACACAGACUGAUUCGGUGUCAUCAGAUUUCUGGUGAAGGUACAGUCUCACUAAAGCCAAAGACCACAUCCUCCUUAAGAUGAUUGGAAGUGUGUGUUUAAGGACCACUGGAAAUUUUGGUUUGACAUGGAUAGUUUUGAUGUGAUGUGGUUGCAGUCCCUUUUGGACAUCUCUGGGGGACACUUAGCUCUCUCUUUCUCUCUCUUUUUCCUGCUCCCUUUAUCUCAGUGACAAUCAGGUUCCAGACACCCCAAAAGGAGAACAGGAGGGUUGAACCCUGAAGAAUAAGCAGGUGAAUCAACUGACUGUAUGCAAUGUUAUUGUGCUAUAAAAUAAGUUGAGUACGGUCUUUUAUAAAAGCAUGUAAUGUUCUAAACGUAAUCAUUAUGAGAUGUAUACAGGCUAUGGUUAUAUGUAUUUGUGUGUAUAAAGAACUGGGCUUAUAAACUUAGGAUCCAACUCACAGCAGAACAGUGAGCAAUCAGACAGGGAGGGACACCUUCCAAGCCAGGUGUUUACAUGUAACUAGCUUCAAAUAACAACCCAUUGUCCAGCCCAGGAAAAGACCAGGAUGGGGCAUUAGAGUUAAUGGAAAGAUAUUGAGACAUCUGGGCUCUCAGUUAAGAGCAGGUUUCCACACCCUGAAUAAACAUGAGUCACCAUUGACUGAGAGAAAGAAAAGAAAAAAAGAGAGGGGGGGAAAAUGCCAUUUAAAAGCAGGCUUGUGUCUGAGGUUUUUCAUCCAGAAACUGAGGGACAGUCUAUAGGCAGGAAGCUGUCUGUGAAAUGCAGGAUCCCUCUAUAGCUUGGGGUAUGCUGGGCAAAUGUUCAAAGGCACUAGGUAACGCAUUAGAAAAGGGGUUUAUCUAAUAUGGAAAUGCAAAGCCUGUGCCAUUGUGUGUUUAUGUAUAUUUACUCUGUAACUUGUAUGUGUAUGCGCCUCCUCACUAUUUCAUUUUUGAAUCUGUGGUUUUUCUGUUAAAUAAACGUUUUGUUUGUUUUUA
Molecule: messenger RNA, 7366 nt
Organism: Chelonia mydas (Green sea turtle)
Lineage: Eukaryota; Metazoa; Chordata; Testudines; Cheloniidae
Gene: COPB1
Product: COPI coat complex subunit beta 1
Exons: 23
Coding region: 376-3396 (1006 amino acids)
Biological process (GO): endoplasmic reticulum to Golgi vesicle-mediated transport; intra-Golgi vesicle-mediated transport; intracellular protein transport
Cellular component (GO): cytoplasm; COPI vesicle coat
Molecular function (GO): structural molecule activity
Source: RefSeq, a predicted model, not a curated record